AUGGAUUCCACCUUUUCCUAUUCACAACCACAACCUCUCUUGAUAACCCUCUCCAUUGUAGCUGCUUCGUUCUUUUUCGCUGUUUGGUUUCCUCACUUCCGUAGCAGCCAUCGCGAAGAUCCUGCUGGAUACUGCGUGAGGCCACCAGAAGCUGUCCAGUCACCAUACCAGGCCAAAUCAUCUGAUGGCUGCACAUCUGCUUAUGAUGAUAAGCGCAUACAUCCUCGAUGUCCCGCAGACGGGCGCUCACUUGGUCCUUCGAUAGCACCAAGCAAUGCCCAGGACAUCGAUGCUGCCAUCGAAAGAGCCAACACUGCACAGCCCCACUGGUCGACCACAACCUUCUGCCAACGUCGCCGACUCUUGAAGACUCUUCUGCAAUACGUCCUUGACCAUCAAGAAGAGAUAGUCACAGCCUGCUGUCUAGACAGUGGGAAAACCAAGGUUGAUGCUUGCUUUGGAGAGAUCCUCGUCACAGUCGAGAAGUUACAAUGGACGAUCAAGCAUGGUGAGAGGGCUCUCAAGCCUUCGCGGCGAGCGGUUACAAACCUAUUGAUGCGCUACAAGAGGAACACUGUCGUAUAUGAACCCCUGGGAGUGGUCGCAGCUUGUGUUAGCUGGAACUACCCGUUCCACAAUUUCAUUUCACCAGUGAUCGCCGCACUCUUCUCAGGCAAUGCAAUCGUGGUGAAACCAAGUGAGCAGACAGCAUGGAGCAGUGUAUACUUCCUCGAAAUUAUCCGAGGUGCUCUCUCCGCAUGUGGGCAUUCUCCCGAUCUCGUUCAAAGUGUCAUCUGCUGGCCUGUCACUGCUGAUCAUCUCACUUCUCACCGCGGUCUUUCGCAUAUCACCUUCAUUGGCAGUCGAUCAAUAGCCCACAAGGUCUGCACCUCUGCCGCCAAAGCACUUACUCCAGUCACGGUCGAGUUGGGUGGUAAGGACCCGGCCAUUAUCCUGGACGACUCAACGACGAUACGAAAGCUGGGCCAAGUGGCUAGUAUUAUCAUGCGAGGUACCUUCCAGUCUGCUGGACAGAAUUGCAUCGGAAUCGAGAGGGUCAUCGCCUUACCAUGCAUCUAUGAUAAAUUGAUUGACAUUGUCCUACCAAAGAUCAAGGCCAUGAAGAUUGGAUAUCCUCUGGUCCACGGAGAUCAACCGGCUAAGGGAACGACGAAGUGUAAACCCAAUACUACGUCAGAUAUAGGUGCGAUGAUAUCCUCUGCCUCCUUCUCCAGACUCGAAAGCCUCAUCAGUCAAGCUGUCGCUUCUGGCGCAAUCCUUCAUUGCGGCGGCUCAAGGCACCAGCAUCCUUCGUAUCCAGACGGCUCCUACUUCACACCCACUCUCCUCUCUGCUGUCGACCCCGCGAUGCCGAUAGCCCAAGAAGAACUCUUUGCCCCCAUUUUCCUCCUCAUGCGCGCUGAAUCAGUAGACCAUGCCAUCCAGAUCGCAAACUCGACUCCCUACGCCCUGGGCGCCUCCGUCUUUGGCCACAACAGGACCGAUACAGAUCGAUGCGUCCGAGAAAUCAAGGCAGGCAUGGUAGCCGUCAACGAUUUCGGGGCUUUCUACGCUACUUCCCUACCCUUCGGAGGCACCAAGGGAUCCGGCUAUGGUAGGUUUGGGGGUGAAGAGGGAUUGCGGAGUUUGUGUAAUGUCAAGGCGGUUUGUGAGGAUGCGGUGUGGGCUAGAUGGCUAGGAGUGUCAACACAGAUACCAGAUUUACUGCAGUAUCCGAUAAGAGAUGGUGUAGCGGUGUGGAAGAUGUGUGAAGGGAUUGUUUAUCUUGGCUAUGGUAUUGGUCUCAAGGCGAGGUUAAGGGGUCUGGUGCAGCUUGUCAGGGCCCAAAUACUGUCGUGGCCGGCGAAGACUGAGCGCGUCGCGAGAAAGGUCGACCCAAAGGUUAUACGCUAG
Endocarpon pusillum Z07020 is the source of this 1914-nucleotide messenger RNA. RefSeq lists its product as uncharacterized. Lineage: Eukaryota; Fungi; Ascomycota; Eurotiomycetes; Verrucariales; Verrucariaceae. Bases 1 to 1914 code for a protein of 637 amino acids. The transcript is spliced from 2 exons. Gene Ontology annotation, molecular function: aldehyde dehydrogenase (NAD+) activity. The record is from RefSeq and is a predicted model, not a curated record.